This is a messenger RNA of Mercenaria mercenaria, 11451 nucleotides long. RefSeq names its product protein FAM91A1-like. Lineage: Eukaryota; Metazoa; Mollusca; Bivalvia; Venerida; Veneridae. The record is from RefSeq and is a predicted model, not a curated record. The coding region runs from base 108 to 2651 and encodes 847 amino acids. The transcript has 21 exons.
CUGAAAUAUCCAACAUGGCAGAAAAACACAGGGGAGGACCGCAACUUUGACGAGAUUUUAGAAUAAUUUCCUUGACAGCUUUUAAUUUGACUCAGAUUUAAAUCAGAAUGAAUGCAGACGUAGAAAACCACAUCAGGCAAAACCAUGUAUGGUCGAAACUGCCUGCUAAUGUCAAACAGGUUUUAGGCAAUUCCCAGAAGGAGUAUGAAAAAGCGGUAGUGCAAUUUAGUGUAAACAAUCAGCUACGAUAUAAAACAAAUCUGGUAAAAACUGUUCGAAAAGAUGAGCGGCGUUACUACGAGGACCUUUUACAGUACAGUCAGGACCAUUUAAUGUUAUAUCCCUAUCAUCUAUCUGAUGUUGUUGUGAAAGGACUGAGAGUGACACCAUUUAUAUAUUACAUCAACAUGAUGUCAGACAUUAUGUCACAGGAACGAAGCUACGACUCUUUACCAAACUUCACUGCUGCUGAUUGUCUUAGACUAUUAGGAAUUGGAAGGAACCAGUACAUUGAUCUGAUGAAUCAGUGUAGAUCAUCAAAGAAAUUCUUCCGAAGGAAACCACCAAGAGAUUUGCUGCCAACAAAGCCAGUUGAAGCGGUCACCAUAGAUCCCUGGUGGGUGGCUAAUAUAGGAUAUAUCACAGAAGAUGAUAUCAGGGUGUGCUCUAUAGCAGAGAAGAAUUUGAUAGAUAGAAUUAUUGAUUUGGGCUCACAGACAGCUGGAGAACUCAACUAUAAAUUAUUACAUGGUUUGUACAGACGAGGACUUGUGUACUUGGAUGUUCCCAUUCAAGAUGAUGAUUUUAUCAUAUUACCACCCUUAGAGAAUUUUGUGAUGAAUCGUGUGCUAGGAGAUUACUUUGAGACGUUACUGUAUAAAAUAUUUGUAUCCAUUGAUGAACAUACAACUGUAGCUGAGCUAUCUAAUGUGUUGCAGAUAGAUUUACAACUAGUGAAGAUGGCAGUGUCAAUGUAUUGCCGACUUGGUUUUGCAAAGAAAAAAGGUGCAGAUGUUAGUGAGGAGGAGCUGCAUCCGUCUUGGAAAGAAAUGAAACCUCAGAGUAAAAAAGUAACACAGGACCAGCUGAUUAUAGACUGGGGGGAUGCAAUUGCUGAUGUGAAUGAAGCUCCACCCAACCCCUCACCUGUAACUAAACCUACAGUAGUCUCAGAUCUGGUCAACCUGGAAACAUCAAUGGAUACAGUUCCUACUGGUGCUACAAAGAGAAUAGCAUUUCUGUUUGAUUCUACCCUUACUGCCUUCCUCAUGAUGGGAAAUUUGUCACCUGGCCUGAAAAGUCAUGCUGUGACAAUGUUUGAAGUGGGCAAACUGAGUGAUGAGUCUCUAGACAGUUUCCUCUCGGAACUGGAGAAGGUUGGUUUUGAAGCUGAGGGAGAGGCAAGGCGUUAUUUUGUUCAUGCAUUAUUACUGAGAGAUACUGUCAGAUUUCUCCGUUAUAACAAAAGCUUGUGUGCGGAGAAUGAAACUGGGUCAGCAGUUGACCUUAUACGAUGUGAAAGUUUACUAAGUCUUGAUGCUUCCACAAGAUCUAGGGUGCUGAACAAAAAUUACAGUUUGCUAGUCUCAAUGGCACCACUGAGUUAUGAGAUUCAGCCAGUGUCUAGCUGUACACCACAACAUAUAGGACCUGCUAUACCAGAGGUGAAUUCUGUGUGGUUCAAGUUGUAUAUGUACAGUCUAACAGGACAUGGUCCACCAUCAUUGUUACUUGUGAAAGGAAAGAAGUUACGCAGAAUACCAAAAAUAUUUCUGGAGUAUGAUCGCCUCUUGGUAACAACUUGGGGUCACGACCCUGGUGUCAUAGCAACCAGCAAUAUUUUGUUGACCUUGAAUGAUGCCCUCUCACAUUCUGCUGUCUUUGUGCAGGCACAUGGGUGGCAGUCCGAGGGAAGAACUGUACAUGUCCCCUUUCCACUGGAUACAAGUACAGGUUCCUUUGCAAAGAGUCAUUUUCACAAUCACUGUGCAAUACAAUCAUUAAAACAAGAAAUUGACUUGGAGCAUUUAUGUGGAUAUAUUACAUUAUUAAAUACUGGUCGAGAAUCAAGAACUAUAUUCAAACAUGAUGAAGACGAUGAAGACUUUAAUAUAAAUAUAAACAAUUCUAAUCCAUUUGGAAGCUUGUCCGGCAGUAUACAUUCCUCUGAUAGUGGGAACAAUAUUUUAGAUGAACCAUUAAAUGGCCUGAAGGAUAAAUCGUCUGCUGCAAUGCUGGCAUCAGAAAUUGAUCUCUUGGAACAGGAGAGUACACAGAAGGGGGAUAACUCUGAUAGUCCAACUGAGAAACCACAUAGUUUAGAUCUCAAAGAGGAGACUGAAAGUUUGGUGGAGGAUGAGUGGUGUUUACUAGACUGUUAUUUUGGAAUUCCUCUGUUUGAACCAAACAUUAACAAACAGAUAUGUGAUAAAGUGGUCUCGCAAGGAUUAUUCAAUUCAAAUAGCUUGGAGAAAUUGUUACAUUCCAGUAGGAAGAUGUCCCUGAGAUUGUUGAACUUCAUAUCACAAUAUCAGGACCUUUUAAGUGGACCAGACUCUGAUCCAAUGGCAUCACAGAAAGACCAGUGUGUGCCAUACCCCACCCAGUGUCUAAUCUUUAACAGUGGUGUUCUCAGCAAAUGGGAAUGCUGACACUUCCUAUGUUUUACUUAGAGCUGACAAUUUUCAUGUUUUAUCUUAUGCUGGCACAUUUGCUAGUUUGCUAGAUAUUGACAGAUUUGUCGUUUGUCCAAAUGAUGACACAUAUGUCAGUUAAUGCUUGUCAUUCCUGUUUGUUGCAGUCAUAUUUGGCAGUUUAACUAAUGCUAACAGAUUUGUCAGUUUAUUUGUGACUGACCUUGACUGCGUAAUGAAAAAUCUGUAUAAAGUUCAGUACCACCACUGGUUACAUGAAUGCUUAAGGAAAAUUGAUAUUCCUUAGCAGAAUCCAGUGCUCGUAUUUUCUCCAUUCAAUAUAAUGCAUUUACUCAGAUAGGUACAAAGUACCUGUAAUCAGAUAGUUAUAAGUUACCUGUAAAAUGUUGACUAUUCUUCUUUAAAACAUUAGACAUUUUACAGGUAAGGAUCUCAUGUCUACACCAGUCAGCUAAAUGGUAGACAUCAUAUAACCAUAAAUAUUAGCAAAGAUCCUAUUUUUACAAAAUUUUAUUUAUGUAGCAGUUUAAAUGAUUUGAUCUGCAAGAUGCAGAACUUUGCCAAAACAGAAUUUGUUAGUGUCAGCAUCACAGUCAAGUACCAGUAACACACCAGAUUUAUAAAUUUGUCUUCCUUUCUAGAUUUAAGAUGAUACUAUAUGAAAUAGAUGAAACUUGACAUAUCUCAUUUUCAGAUGUGGGGAGAUUCAUAUCCUUUAUUUUGGAAAUUAUAAAAUGAGCCAUGCUAUGAGAAAACCAACAUAGUGGUUUUGCGACCAGCAUGGAUCCAGAUCAGUCUGCUCAGCCUAGUCAGGAUCCAUGCUGUUCGCUGACGGUUUCUCUAAUUGCAAUAGGCUUUGAAAGCGAACAGCAUGGAUCCUGACCAGGCUGGUCUGGAUCCAUGCUGGUCGCAAACGCACUAUGUUGGUUUUCUCAUGGCAUGGUUCAAAUAUACAUAACCACAUUCUAACUUGACUAUUCAAAGAAUUGUGAGAGCUAUUCUGCUUACCCAGGCAGUUUUGCAUGUAAGUUCUUAUCUCGGUAACUAUUGCAUGUGAUGGAUUUAAACUUUACACAAGGCUUCCUCAUCAUGAAACCAUCUGAAAUAACCAAGUUAAAUAACUCUUGAUUGAAUAUGUUACUGAUUAUGGCCCUUUUUCAAGUUACGGUAAAACUUUUUCAUGCAACUGUCAAGCUGUAUCUCAGUUGGGAUUGAAGCUUCACAGAAGACAUGCUCAUAAAAUGUACUUACAUACCCAAGUUAGAUAACUCUUGGUUGAAAUUGAUUCAUUUUAUGGACCUUUUAUGACAGAUUUUUUAUUGAAGUUUGCAUGAAGAUUGUUACUAUUGCUGUAUUAAAUUUUAAUUUGUAAUAAGAUAAUUCAAUUACGUAAGUCUUGCCUAGGUGUGGACCUUGUUAAACCUAGAAGUUGUUGAAUAGUUGAGUGUGCUGUAUAACGUACAGCUGUUGUUAUGGAAUAUAAAGCACCUGUUUGUAGUCUGACCUGGACUGUUUCUUGUAUCUUGGAAUUACAUCAGAAAGAGGUCAGAUGUAUAAAGUUGGGACCAAAUAAAACUGUGAUCGUCUUCCAGAUUGAGGGUAAAUAAUCUAUUGAAAUGUUCAGUUCUGUUUGUCAUGAAUUUUCAUAGCAUUGGGAUGAAAUAGAAUAUAUUAGGGUCUUACAUGAUUUACAGAUAAAAAGAACUCUUUACAUUCGAUAUUUCUAGUUAUGUCACCCACCACAUAGUGAUAUUUAUUCUGCUUUUGUUUGUUUGAAGGGUGUGUUAAGUGACAGGAAUUAUUAUUAAAGUUAUAUAAAUUCACUUUCACAAUUGUUUUUUUUUUGUUUUUUUUUUAGGAAGCUGUCUUGUCAAAUUGAUGAACUUGUUCUGAUUGUUGAGAAAACAGUGUGACAGCAGAAGACUUUUUAUAGAGAAAAUAUAAUUUUAGAAUGAGGCUCCAUUAUUCUUUGCAAGGUUGAUACUUAUAAGAUACAAAUGAAGAAAGUUAUUUUACUGAUGACCAAUAUUGGAAAUGUUCUCUCUGUAUAUCAGUUAAAUGUUUGUUUAUCUAACUUUGAGUACAGACAGAUCCUUAUUACUUUCAUGUUUGGUCAGGGUCAUUAUGUAUGCUUGUUAAUUUUUCUUGACUGCUUUUAGAAGACAGCUGUGUCAGUUUGGUAAGCAACAUCAGAUAUUGCAAUAGAAGGCCAAUUUACAUUUAAAUGAAAAGAGACAGGCAUGAGCUUGAUGAAUUAGAAUGUGUACAAAUAAUGAAGAUUCCCACUCAAAUAUAUCUUUGCUAUAGUUUCAAUUAUGAUCGAUAAUUUGGACCAGUACAUUGAUUAGAUUCCUGUGUGCUGAUAAGAUAUUGCAGUUACACAAAUAAUGUAGUGCAGUUUGAAUCUAGACAUUGAAAUACAGUUUAACUGAACACCUGUCAUUGUGCCUAAGACAUACAGAAUACUGCAGUUUUGGAAGUUUGGAGUUUCCGCAGAAAAAUCAUAGAAAAUCUAUGGCUGGAAAAAUGCUCAAUUUAGCUUUAGCAUUUAUUUUCCAGAUUUCUUCAAUUUUGGUCUCAAGAUAACUAGAAGUAAGGAUGACUUUACGAUGCUACAAUUAAAAAAGAAAACAACUUCAUAUUAUGUAUAUUUUCUGCGCAUAAUUGCUAUGUAUCAGACAUUGUCUUUACAUCUGUUUGUCUGUUAGCAAUUUUGUUUCUGCUCAGUAACUUAAGAAUGCUUGACCUACGAUCCUCAAACUUGAUGUGCACAUUGUUUGUGGUCUGUGCAUCAUACUGGGAGUACAAAGCCCCUUUCUGCUCAAUAUCUUGAGAAUCCUAACACUUCAUAGGUACAUUCAUCAUUGGUAGUUGAAAUUGGUGGGUCUAAGAUCAAAGUUACAGUUACUGUUACCUGAAAAUACGUUUUUUGCUCUGUAAAUCCAGAGAAAACCUUUACCUACUGUCCUCUUUUUUUGACAGGCACAUUGCCCAAAGACAGCAUUUGACACAUAUUGAUCUUGAAGUCAUAGGUCCAUGUCACACUGAUCAUUAAAUAAAUUUAAAAACUGUUUCCUCUCAAUAUUUAGCGAGAUUUCAUCUGCGACCCUCAAAUUUUGCAUGGACAUUGCCAGUCGACAGUAUGUCACACUGACUGUUAUUACAAAAUCUUUUUUUAUGUACAAUAUAUCGGAAAAGACUUGAGGUAUAUCUUGGCAGACACAUUGCAAAUGAGCAUUUAAUGACCCCAUACUGAUUUUGAGACCGGUGAGUCUAAGGUUGAAGGGCACAUUGCUUCAGGCAUAUUAUGCUAAGGGGCGCUAUUGUUUUAUUUAUUUUGUAAUGUUCUUAAUUCCAUUAGUAUAUUUGUUACUUUGUGAAGGGAGAUAAUGGUUAUCUUGUUUACAAAGUUCUAGUGCAAUAUCUAACCACAUCAAAGUACAUUGUAAUUGCAUUUUAGUCCUUGUCUUAUUUUAUAUCUACAUUUUGUAGUUUUGAGCAGUCACUCAUUUUGAAAUAGUGCUAAUUUUGUAGAGCUGCCUAUAAACUUAUUAUUUAUUAUAAGCAUUUCAUAGUCCUGGGCCAGUAUUUGUCAGCAUUUUGAGUAUGAAACUUUGACUUUAAAAUGUUAAAUUUUCUUUUUUUAUCUGUCUUAAAUUAAUACAGGAUGUAAUGAAACUUUACAGGAAUAUGCAUUCUUUUGCUACAUGCAGCUUCUUACCAAAAUUUUGUCAGUAUUGAGUUGCUGUAAACAAAAGUUAUGAUGAUAUGAAUAUUUGCCAUUCUAAAGUCUCGAGUUUAAACAUUGGUGAAUACAGAUCCUGUAGGUUCAGGUCCCGUGUUCGCAAAACAUUUUCAGUCUCAGCUGAGUUUGAUAAUGAAACUUUAUUUGUCAUUUAUAUCUAAAUAGCAUGUUUAAAACAAAAUUUUAAGAUAAUAACUCUUUGCAAGUGGCUAUUCAGUAUUGAUGAUCAGUCUCAGCUGGAAUUUAACCCUAAAGUUUUAAUAAAAUUGAUAUUAAAAUUUCCAACUCAAACUCAGCUGAGUCCGAAAAAUGUUUUAUGAACACGGGGCCUGAUUGUUAAAAUAAAUAUUACAAGGAAACAUUCUCUAUGUUUACCCUUUUUUAGACAGAGUUUUUGGCAGUUGAUGAUAUAUGUCACAUAGCCUAACAUUUUUGGCAUAUGUAUUAUAGUGUUUUGAAAUUAUAUUUUAUUUAUUCAAUUUUGAAAUGGACACUUACUGGUCUUCAGAAUGCUGUAUGUAAAAUAUACUGUAAUAAUUGCAUAUUUUGUUACAGGCAGUAAAACUAUGUUUAUAUCAUGCAGAGGUAGUCAAGCCUCAGUGUUGAUUUUACUUAAUUAAAAUUAUGACCCCCUCCCCCCCCCCCACCCCCUCCACUCCACACACACAAACACUGGGGGAGACAUAUUGUUUUUGCCCUGUCCGUCCGUCACACUUCAUUUCCAAUCAGUUUGACCUAGAAUGUUGUUGAAACUUAAUUAACAGGGUGGCAGGGCUUAUGGAGUAGACAACCCCUAUUGUUUUUGGGUCACUCCCAUCAAAGGUCACGGUCACGGGCCUGAACAUGGAAAACCAUUUCCAAUCAGUAACUUGAGAACCACUUGACCCAGAAUGUUGAAACUUCAUAGGAUGAUUGGUCAUGCAGAGUAGAUGACCCCUAAUGAUUUUGGGGUCACUCUAUUAAAGGUCAAGGUCACAGGGGCCUGAACAUGGAAAACCAUUUCCGAUCAAUAACUUGAGAACCACUUGACCCAGAAUGUUGAAACUUCAUAGGAUGAUUGGACAUGCAGAGUAAAUUACCCCUAUUGAUAUUUGGGUCACUAUUAAAAGUCAAGAUCACAGGGGCCUGAACAUGGAAAACCAUUUCCGGUCAGUAACUUGAAAACCACUUGACCCAUAAUGUUGAAACUUCAUAGGAUUAUUGGAAAUGCAGAGUAGAUGACCCCUAUUGAUUUUGGGGUCAUUCUAUUAAAGGUCAAGGUCACAGUGGACAGAACAUGGAAAUCCAUUUCCGGUCAAUAACUUGAGAACCAUUUUACCUAGAACCUUCAAACUUCAUAGGGUGAUAGGAUUUAAAGUGUAGAUGGCCCUUAUUGUUCUGGGGGUCGAGCUAAAGUCAAGGUCACAGGGACCUGAACAUAAAAAACUCUUUCCAAUCAAUAACUUUAGAACCACUUGACCCAGAAUGUUGAAACUUAAUAGGAUGAUUGGACAUGCAGAGUAGAUGACCCCUACUGAUUUUGGGGUCACUUGAUCAAAGGUCAAGGUCACAGAGGCCUGAACAUGGAAAACCAUUUCCAAUUCAUAACUUGAGAACCACUAGGCCCAGAAUGUUGAAACUUAGUUGGAUGAUUGGACAUGCCAAGUAGAUGAUCCCUAUUGCAGCCAACUAUCAGUGUCUCUUUGACUUUCGCUCCUAUCCCCUAUUGACUUCUUGCCAAUGCAUUGGGGGAGACAUGCGCUUUUCUGCAAAAGCAUCUUCUAGUUAAUAUAAUAAUCUGUUUUGUAAUUAGCUUUAGUUUUGUUAAGAAUCAGAUGUACAAUACCCACAUAAUGUAACUUGGAUUUAUUUUGGAAAAAUCGAAGCAUUCAUCAAAGAUAUGGUUAUAAAUGUAGCAGUAUUGUUUAUAAUACAUCAGCACUGCUGCUGUAUUGCAGAACCUUUGUAGACAUGGAGACUGUACUCACACAGAAAACCUUGUUUUCACUUAAGAAGAAGCAAAUAGAAAAUAUAUCACCUUAGAUUUGAGCUAUUGUUUUUUACUUGGGACAUGGAUUACUGCAAAUUUCCACUUACUUCUAAAGGACUUUCAGCUAUUACAUACAUAUAACAUGUAUUAUAUAGAUUAAUAAGAAAUGAUUUUAGUUAGCAACAUUUUAGAUGAUAAGUUGCUUUUUAGCAGAUUAUACCAUAUUAAUGAUAUUUAUUUUGUUUAAAUUCUCUCAAUCCUUUGUGAUUGUAUAUAAGUAAUAUAUCAUUCUACAAUUCUUUUUCAAGUCAGAAACAACCUUUUAAUGGCCCAGGUAGUUACAUAAUAACGGUCAUCUUUUGAAUUUUUCAGUUUUGAUUUUAAAGAAGUAAAAUAUAGAUGUACCAUUGUUUCCAGUGAGAUGGAUACUUCUUUGAUGAAUUUUAUUUCCUAAAAGGAAAGAUUGUGUACAUUUGCAAUGUAAAUGAACAUUUUAAAUUGAAAUGUGCUUGUGGUGGAGGAAGGAGUGUAUUUGUGUUUCAUAGACUCAUAAAUUGUAUUGUUGCAUUAUUUUUUGAUAUCCUUAAUCUUUAGCCUGCUCAUUUUCUAAAAAUGGAUUAGUCCAUCAUUUAAUUCAGGCAGUACCACUUGUUUAUCAAAGGGGUGUUCACAGAAAAUUUACUGACUGAAUAGCGAACAGUGCAGACCAUGACCAGCCUGCAUGGACGUGCAGGCUGAUCUUAGUCUGCACUGGUAGCAAAGGCAGAACCACUGGCCGACAGCAGGCUAUAGGUUUAAGUGAUGUUAAAGGUUUAACUGAAAGUUACUUGUUGCUGAUUUUAUUACAUAUAUUUAAGUUACAUUCCAUAUUCUGAAAACAAUUAUUGGUAUGUUGAUUUAGCUGUUUUUGAAAAGAAGAAAAUUAUUUAAACUUAUAAAUACUUUUACAGCUUUUCAUGUGUAUAAUUUUUAGCUCACCUGAGCACAAAGUGCUUAUGGUGAGGUAUUGUGAUCAUGCUGUGUCUGUCGUCUGUCAAGACGUCCGUCGUCAACAAUUGUGUUUUAACGACAUCCUUCCUCCAAAACCACUGAAUGGAUUUUGAUGAAACUUGGCCCGGAUGUUCCUUUAGUGGUCCUCUUCAAAAGUUAUUCGAAAGGUUCCGCUUGGUUGCACAUAGGGGCCGCCAGAGCUAAAAAUAGAAAAAUCUUCAAACAACAUCUCCUAAACCAAUGGUCUGAUUUUUAAAUAAUUGUACACAAUGGUCCUCCUAUCACUCUCUACCAAGAUUGUUCAAAUUAUACUGAUUCGUCAAAUAACAUGGCCGCCAGGGGGCAUGGUCACUUUUCCCUAUAUAUAUGUUAUAUAUGUAGUGGAAAUUAAAAAAAUCUUCUUGUGUGAAACUGCUGGCCCAAUUUUAAAAUAAUUUUACACAAAUGGUCUUUAUGUGACCCUCUACCAAGAUUGUUCAAAUUAUUCCGAUUCGUUAAAAAACAUGGCCACCUGAGGGCGUGGUCACUUUUCAUCAACAAUUUCUUUAAACAACAUCUCCUCCAAAACCACUGGAUGGACUUUGAUGAAACUUUACACAAACAAUCUCUGGGUACCCCUCUUUCAAAGUUGUUCAAAUGGUUCCAGUUCAUUGAACAUAUGGGUCUUUUUGGUUAAAAAUAGGUUUUUAGCUACCACACUUUAAAAAUCUUUUUCUCUAGAGCUUUGAUAUUUGGCAUGUGAUAUAAGGGUUUAACUCUCUACCAUAAUUGACCAGAUUAUUGCCCAAAGGUCAAAAAUGGCCAAGCCUCUGUAUGUGACAUGUACUUACUAUAGGCUUUAAUAUAAGAAACUUUGAGAAUCUUCUUCUCUGAAUCAAUAAUAGCUAGAGCCUUGAUUUUUGGCUUAUGAUAUCAGAGUUGUACUGUCUUACUAUUGCCCUAGGUUAAAGAAUGUGUGUGACGGCUAACAUAGAAGAAACCUAUCAAUACUUGUACCAUUACAUUAUACAAACACACUUAAAGCCUUAUACACAGGUGAGCGCUUUAGGGUCAGUGACCCUCUUGUUUAUAUGUAGCAUCUUUAUAUGGUCCUCCCUGACUUUGUUGAAACAGUAUAGCUAGGCCCAUUACACCAAACAUGCUGUGUAGCAUCCUUGCAUGGUCCACUGUCAAAUACGAUCAAUAGUUUUCCAUGGCCCGUUUUAGGGGCAGCCAGAGCUAUAAAUAGAAGAACCUUUAAACAGCUUUUUCCUUGAACCACUUGAUGGAAUUUCACCAAACUAGAACUGUAGCAAUAUUGUAUGGUCUUGUCAAUAUUUUUCAUGUGGUACAACUUGACCCAUUUUAGGGACCACAAGAGCUGAGAAUAUAAAAGUCUCAAAACAACUUCUCUUUAAAUGCUUCAUGGACCUUCAUCAAACCUGGCCUAUUUCACCAGUGCAUGGACCUUUCUCAAGUUUGUUCAAAUGGGCCUGCUUAACCCCUUUAAGGGGCCAACAGAGCUAAAAAUAGAAAAAUCUUCAAACAACUUCUAAUGAAAGUAAUCUUAAUCAAACAUGUUCUAUAGCAGCUUUGCAUGAAAUUUUCUUUAUUUUUGUUCAGAUGGUUCUGGUUAUUAGGGACUGCCACUUCUUCACAUGAACCACUUAAAAUAUCUUUGCAAAACUUUGUUUGUAGAACCUUUGAUGGACCUUUUUCAGUUUUAUUCAAAUGUUCCUGUCUGACCGAAGGUAGGGACUGCCUUAGCUGAAAUAUGAAAAAUAUCUUUAUACAUCUUCUCAUGAACUUGAUGGACCAAACUUUAUUGGUUGGAAUUCUCUCAAGAUUCUAGGGGCAGCAGAAAGUAGAAAAAAAAACUUUACAUUUCUUUCAAGGGACUGCUUUAUGGAUGGUCACCAAACUUAGCAAGGUCAAAGUCCUCCUCAGAUGAGCGACUUGGGCCUAUCAUUCAGUGACAUAGGGAGCAUGUAAUUCAGUGCCAUAGAUAUGCUUGACUAUCAGAUGAUAUGUCUUGCAUCAAAGUCCAUGCAUGAUAUACAAAACUUGCAUUUAUUAACUCUGUUAUUAUACAUUCAAAUAAAAGCAAAAGAAGA